Molecule: messenger RNA, 2084 nt
Organism: Harmonia axyridis
Lineage: Eukaryota; Metazoa; Arthropoda; Insecta; Coleoptera; Coccinellidae
Product: cilia- and flagella-associated protein 206-like
Exons: 11
Coding region: 60-1967 (635 amino acids)
Biological process (GO): regulation of cilium beat frequency
Cellular component (GO): axoneme; ciliary basal body
Source: RefSeq, a predicted model, not a curated record
ACAAAACACCGCAGCUGUCUGAAACGUCAAAUUCGAAAUAAUAGACGUAAAAGUGAACCAUGAGUUUGGAGAAUAUACUGAAGAAAGUUGUUCAAGAAAUAAGUAGAGACUUAGUGCACAGAAAUAUCCACGUCAAAGAAAUUUUCAUCAGAUAUUAUGCAGGCCUACUUUCUCUGGAUCCAACCUGGGGUAUCUCCAAGAGCGUUCUGCACAAUCGCCACAAGAUACAGAAGUUCGUGAAAUACGUAACCACGAAACUAGCAAAUCAGUUUGAUCCUGACAUAAUAACUUUGAAGAUGCAACUAUAUUACAGUCUUAACUGUGAAGAUCGGGAUGAGAUGAUAAAGAAACUGAGGUCUCAACUCACCGUCAAACUCGUGCCCCUUCAGAAGGACAUCCUCAGGGUGAAAACUGUGGGAACCGCAGACUCGAAGCUGAUGCGGAAAUUCUACAAGAAGCUGAUUUAUUACAUGGCCCUGCACUCUGGAAUGGGCAACCCGUCGCACGAUAACGUAUUCCGAGAGAUCCAGACAGCUCUUAAAAGUGUCCUGACCGAUCAAGAAGUCCGAGACUACAUCAACAGAGGCGGAUCCGACAAAAAAGAAAGACUGAACGAAUUUAGCGAACUGGUUGCUGGCAUCAGAUUGUUCAACAGAUUUUGUGGCAAGGCAGGGGAUAGUAUUGAAGAUGUUCCGAAGAUGCUCAGAAAAGCAUGCACUGCCAUGCAACAAGAAUCGCAGAAGUUACUGCUGAGCAUUAUGCAGAAAGUGAACAUACUGACAACCAUCUUGGACAUUCAUUAUAUUCCCAAUCAAAUCAAAUCGAACGCAUACGAGUUGAAUUUCGUUGAAUUACCCGAAGGUGUCACUAUGAGCGAUGUGGACCGUAUAAAGAACCUUUUGAUCAUGUACAGACAGUACGAAAUAUUCGUUAGACAGCUCAUAUCUAAAAUGGCACAAAUAGAGGAUAAAGAAGAAGAAAUAUCCGAAAAACUAAAGAAAAUGUACGAAAGAAUCAACGAUAGCGUACAGUACAUGAUCGCAGUGCCGGCUUAUCAAAUUUUCCCCAUGUUCAGAGAACUGGCCAAGAUAUGGUUCCGCAUGCAAGACGAAGCCCUUCUUCUUGGUAAAUACAACGAUAUGCUGGUCGGUCUGGCCAUAUACGCGAAACAAAUAGCCUAUCCCGAAUAUGAGCGGCAAGAUUGGGUCAUCGAACAGCUAUUAGGAGGAUAUCAACCUGAAACGGAUGCUGAAAGGAUGAGAGUUCCUCCGGGAGUUGCUAUAGUUCCUCCGGAGGAUCCGGACUUUAAGGUGGUGCUGCCGAAUCAAUAUGAAACCCUGAAAAAAAUUGAGUUCGAGUUUUUAGGAUUCUGUCCGUGGAAACUUGUAGUGACAAAUGGAGCCCUCAUUCCAGGAAACCCUAAAAUAGGUUUCGUUGACCGAGGCGAGAAGCACUACAUCUUUUCCGAACCAAUGGCCAUGAACAUGUUCAAUCUGGAUUGUAAAAACCAAAUCAACAAGGCUAUGGAAUUGUUCAGAAAAAAGCCUGAGAUGAUUCAUUUCCUAGGAGUUCAAGACCAACUGAUGGCAGUAAAAGAUGUAGAAAUAUUGAUACCCCCAGAAGAAGUUGAAGCCGAAACUUUCUCUGUUGAAUGUCAGACUUUGGACCAUCCUAUACCUUCGAAUAUCGUACUAAACUACAAACAUAACAUAUGGGAUCUCAAAAGAGAGGCUCUUUUGCUGGCCAAACUAUCUCAUUGCAAAACAUCUUCAACUCAAACCGAGGAAUGUGCAGGUUUAUGUCCUGCUACUGUUCAAACCUACGAUCUUAAGGAUCAAGGAGUGCAGACUAAGAGAGAACACGGAACCAAUGUACCUAAACCUCUUCAAUAUCUUUAUGGAUUAAGAGGAAGAAUGGACGACAAGCAAAUGCAACUAGACCUCACAGAAACUAUAGAGCAUAGCUAAGGACCAGUGAAAAACAUUCAUUCAAAAAUCAUAAUAUAUUCACAAUUUUUACAACGAAAUCCAUAAAUAGUUUAUGGUCAGACAUAAUGUAAUAUCACAAUACAUGUAUUCCUUAAC